CCAACCAAUCAGGGCUUACCAUUCUCAGCGCGUGGAGAAGUUAGCACUCGGGUGCCAGUCUGGUCGGGAGCCACGAUGGAUACAAUACCAUGCCUUUUGAUCGUCUUGUUUUCCUUAACAAGGAUACAGGAAAAUAACGCCCUCCAGUGUCACUGCGAGCGCUGCAGUGCCAACUCGAGCUGCACAACAGAUGGCGUCUGUUUCGUCAACAUCCGCAAGACGGGCAACACCUUGACGACGGAGCUGCGCCAGUGCGUUCCCGAAAAAGAGCUGUUCCCGCGGGAUCGACCCUUCAUCUGCGCCCCAUCCUUCAAGCACGACACGGGCCUUUAUCCCAUUUGCUGUACCACCGAUUAUUGCAACAAGGACCCUGACCUCACCGUUUUCCCUGUCCCUACUGCAAAGACUCCAUCUCUGGGACCCGUGGCUCUUGCCGCAGUGAUUGCCGGGCCGGUGUGUAUCUUCUGCUUGCUGCUGGUUUUGGCAUUCUACGUCUGCCACAGCCACCGGGGGCUGGGGGCCGGCGGGGCAGGGCCCCACCAUCACCACCACCACCACCGCGUGCCCAACGAGGAGGAUCCCUCCAUGGACCACCCUUUUAUCACCGUUGGAACGACGCUGAAGGACCUCAUCUAUGAUAUGACCACCUCAGGUUCAGGAUCGGGCCUGCCUCUUCUUGUCCAGAGAACAAUUGCCAGGACCAUCAUCCUCCAGGAAAGCAUAGGGAAGGGGCGUUUUGGGGAGGUGUGGCGAGGUAAAUGGCGUGGCGAGGAAGUGGCUGUGAAGAUUUUCUCCUCCCGGGAGGAGCGGUCUUGGUUCCGAGAAGCUGAGAUCUACCAAACCGUGAUGCUGCGACAUGAGAACAUUUUGGGCUUCAUCGCCGCAGACAACAAAGAUAAUGGGACCUGGACACAACUGUGGCUGGUGUCGGACUAUCAUGAGCACGGCUCUCUGUUUGACUACCUGAACCGCUACACGGUCACCGUCGAAGGCAUGAUCAAGCUGUCUCUGUCCACCGCGAGUGGCCUGGCCCACCUCCACAUGGAAAUUGUUGGAACGCAAGGCAAGCCAGCGAUCGCUCACCGAGACCUGAAGUCAAAGAACAUUCUGGUGAAGAAGAACGGAACCUGCUGCAUUGCAGAUUUAGGUCUCGCUGUCCGGCAUGACUCGGCCACCGAUACCAUUGACAUCGCUCCGAAUCACAGGGUGGGAACCAAAAGGUAUAUGGCCCCAGAAGUACUGGAUGACUCCAUAAACAUGAAACACUUUGAAUCCUUCAAGCGAGCCGACAUCUACGCCAUGGGAUUGGUCUUCUGGGAGAUUGCCAGUCGCUGCUCCAUGGGAGGAAUCCAUGAGGACUACCAGCUACCAUACUAUGACCUGGUUCAGUCCGAUCCAUCGGUGGAGGAGAUGAGGAAGGUGGUUUGCGAGCAGAAGCUUCGGCCGAACAUUCCCAAUCGCUGGCAGAGCUGCGAGGCGUUACGUGUCAUGGCUAAGAUCAUGAGAGAGUGCUGGUACGCCAACGGCGCCGCCCGACUCACGGCGCUGCGGAUCAAGAAGACCCUCUCCCAGCUCAGUCAACAGGAGGGAAUCAAGAUGUAGAACGCAAACAGGCACGCAGACGCAUUUCGGACUGGCAUCCGUAUCAUUAGCAUUACAUUCGUUCUCAUCGACAUUCGGUUUUCCUCUCCUCCGGAUCGGGAGGGAAACGCAGACAUGAUUUCUCUCUUUCUCGCCCUUCACUCGCCAAACGGUGAGUUUUGCAUUUAGAACCGAAGACAUUGUCGGCGCGUUGCACACCCGAAUCCACGGACGGGCGGGUCAACGGUUGAAUGUGAUGAAGGGACGGCGGUGCCCGAGGAGGGCAGUAAAAGUGGACGUAAAAGGAAACCUUCACCUGUUUUUCCUCCUUGUUCCUUCACUCAUGAAAGGAAGACCCUCUUCAAGACCCUUUUGGACAACGGGAGUCCAUCCAGACGGGCCUUCAUUGCUCGGACAUCCUCAGGUAGAUCCAGCAGCAGACAGUCGGUUGGUAUCGCCCUGAGAGACCGCAGAGCCGCCUUACAUGUUCAUCCUCGCCCGCCUCAUUUGUGUAUUUGCGUUUCAUGAUUCACUUGGCUGGGCUGUGAGCGAAUCGCGUUCAUCCAAUGUACGUUUUUUUUCUUCUAAUGUGAUGAUAUGUCACAUUAGCCCAAUCCGCGGGGACAAUUUACCAACACAAACGGCGCGUUCUUUAACGAAUAUCAUUAGACAAAAGUGCUCCCGCAAGACGAAUGCGUUCUCGUCUCGGGAUUGAAAAGCGUCGGUUUGACUCGACCGUGGAGAAAUGCACAGCGCGGAUAGUUGUUUGUGGCUGCCCUAGUUCGUGGAAACUCGUAUGCUCAAGCUAAAUUAUGAGGAAAGAAGUCCUAUGCGAUUCUUUAGAAAGCAUUUUCCUUGUACUGGGAGCAGCAAAAUAAAUCACUGUCUGCCAUGGAUGAUUUAAAAAAAAAUGGCUUUGAAGCUCAGCCAUGAUGAAUAGUAUUUGAGUGUCAUUAUUAUUCAUCAUGGAUGUCGGGGUGAGUAGCACCAAGGACUAAAGUAUGGACCCGAGUUUUCAGACACCCUCUGUGCAGUCCGGUCAGAAUUUUCAGCAACAUUUCUCAUGGCUACUCUGAUCUUGCACCUGGUUUUGAUUUUCUUACUGUUGUAUUAUAUCCCCGUCUCCCCCUUUGUAUUAUCACGGAGAUGUGAAGGUCAGUUUAAUUUAUUGUGGUUUCUUUUCUUUGGAGUGGCAGGGCAUGGUUUUCUUCUUUUGAACACUCAAAACUUGGACGUGAUGACCUCAUUCACUCGUGGCAAACAUGCUGCAUCAUAUGCAAUUUAAAAUGUGUAUUUUCUAUACUCAAGUCACAAACAACAACAACAAUCAGCUGCCGCCAUGCCUUCCAGUCCAGCUGUUACCGGAAAGUGCCAGUGCUUUAAAAAAAAAAAAUCCUUGAUGCAUGCCAGCUGCUCCGCAAAGCAUUCGUGUCUGCCAUGUAUGCAGCUGUGUAUGUUUGCGUGACAGAAGACGCCGAGCAUACAGUCGCUCGUACUAUGCACACCCAAAAAAAAAGUCCCGAAGGGAAAGGAAAGAUCACGUCACAGCGCUAACAACAACCCAGCCUCAACCCUCUGGUGCCAUUUCAUGACCUGCCCUCGCCUCGGCCAAUAACUCUACGAACAGCUCGUCCUCCCUAUUGAUCAUUUUUUUUGUCCAGGGACAAUCAGCAUAUCACAAAAACUUUUUCAAACGCUUCAAAGAAUGAUGGACGUUACCCUGAGCAGAGAAUCUAAAUUCCAUGCUCAACUUCUGUUUGUGCAGCAGUUGCAUUCAAAACAUUGCCCAACCACAUUUAAGUUUCAAAGUAGACUAAGCCAUAGCUCAAUGUUGUGUGUGUGUGUGUGUCAUCCUUGUGAGCUAAAAGUUUAGGGACCAAUGACAGGAUCUUUUAUGUACAUAUGCGACAAGUCAUGAAAACUAACCGCAAGAAGAACACCUGAUAAAAGUUGUUCACUGUUGCCAUCAAAAUCGUCCCUUCACAACUUUCAAAAAUCGGGCUCCAAUGGAAAUUAAUUUCGGGUCCAUAUGCAGACUCAUACGUUCAUGUCAAGAAUAUGGACUAAAUGCUGAAAUGGCUUUUAAAACUCCAAAAGUCAAGCGGUUGAAAUAAGAUUCAUGAUUGCGCUAAUUCUACCUCUGCCCUCGUUUUGUUGUUUGUUUUUUAGCACGUUUUCAGAAAAACGUAUGGAAUAUAGAAAUAUUGAUGACAAACCUGAUGUGAAAAAACGAAGUAUGUUUUUAAUCUGCACCUCAAAUACGUGAAGGGACACAAAGCCAUCUCUGGUUAAAAUUAGCGGGCGACCGGUCCAAUUUUGCGAGGGGAUGCCGGUAAACCGUACAGCCCAAAUCACAUAUAGCACCUGGUUUCGCUGUUGGUCGGACUCAUUUUUGUUCUGUGGCCCGAUCUGCUCUCGCCUCUGCAAAACAGAGCGAUCGGUGGUGUCGGUGAAAUAAUCGCAAAACUUAAAGCGGGACUGUAGCUGUGCGGCUUGUUUGUUUCAUUAGCAAUGUCAUUUCUCUGGGAUUAUUACUUAAAACAAAACACACACAAAAAAGACAGAAACUGCAGCACCUCUGGUAUGUCUCAACUCUGAUUUCUGUCAUUCUUGUCUUAAAAAGUCACCAGCAGCCUUGUACUUUUUCUUUUCAAAGCCCAAGGUGACCCGACUGUACAAAAACACAACAUUCAUGCUCCUUGUCUUCAUUCGGCAAUUUUUUUGACGUCCUUGAUGCUUUGUCGCCUCUCUUGUCCAUUCCGUGAGCUCUAAUCUCAUCGCUACCAAGGGCCACACUUCACUGCAGCUUGCAGCUCAGCUCAGGAUUCACUCGACUAGAAUUAUUCAUUUGGAUUUAAUUCUUAAAUUACGCUUGAGACAAACGCACAUGCGUAAACGGGGAUAGUAUGUUUCGAAACACUUGGAUGGAUACUCAAACGCUCAUCGCUUUGAUCGGCCAAUAUAAGCGCUUUUAAGAUCGGCUUUUUUUGCUCCGUUAUAAAAAUUAAACAAAAUACUAAUGGCCAAAAUAUUGUGAAAGAGUCAAAUCUGCAUUAGUAUCGUUGUAAGCGUUAAUAGACCAAAAAAAGAAGUCAUUUUAUUCAUUACUUAUUUAUUUCUAACUAUUUUUAAUCUGCAAUUAAUUUUAAUCUGCGAUUAAUCUGCAAACGGAAUAUUAUUCUGCCAUAUAUUGGAAUCGACGUGGGUUAAUUUGUACUAAAUUAAAAGUCACUUUUUAACAUCACGGUCCACUUUUCUAUCUGGUUCAGUGAGCUGUGAUUAAACCAAUUCCUGUCUCUUUGAUGAAAAAAAAAUCUGUUUGUGAUUCCGAUUUAGCAAUCAGUGGGCGCGAGCUGCCUUGUCUGCGCGACUUGGUGUCUCCCAAGCCUGUCAGGUAUACCGCACGUGUACUGUAUGCCUUUUCUUGGCGAGUAGCCGUUUUCCUGCUCUAAAAAGAGGGACACCGAAAACUAUGCCAGCAGCUCUACCACCUCAGACCAUAAACAGCUGUGAAUGUAUCGAGCCAGCAUCCGAGCAUGAACGACCAAUGGGAGCACAAGCCGCAUCACGACGUAAAGGUCACGGCGGCAGCGUGCGAGCGCGCAAAUAUCCGCAACACUGGUCGUCCUCUCUGUCACUCUCUUUGUUUUAUUUAUGCAAAACAACCGUCAGGGCAUCGUCCGCACAGGUUCGUCGAUUUAGUUUCAAUGCUUACGUGAUCCACACUGUGAACAGGACGAGUUGCUCGGAAAACGGUUUAGGAAACGAGCAAGUUGUAGCCCACCCGCUCACCUACAGGGAUUUCAAUGUUACUUGGGGUCCAAAAGUGCUCGGAAAGGCUGCAGUGAAGCUCUUGUGGCGUGAAAAGUAGCAGGAAGCUAGCUUGAUUAGCAGUGUUACUUUGUUUGUUUUUUGUCAUUAACUUUUCGAAUGCCAAGACUGCACGCGAUUGUCCAUUCGCUUUGUAGAAGUCAUCCUGAAACUGAACAUCAUCAUCAUAACCGAAAAAAAAAAAAAAAAUAUUUGAAAAAAGAAAAUACCUCCAUUUUAAAGACCAAUGUGUUUUACCUCACUGUAAAUAUAGUCUCUUAUUUGUUUACUCCGAUUUGUUUUUAUUUCUAUGAAAUGCUUAAGAAAUUAAAGAGAAGUUUUGUUUUCUUUCUUCUACGGCUUUUUUUUUUUUUUUUCAUCGCGUGGCAUUGUGUUUUGUGAGUCCAAACAUUGACGGAACGUUUCCACGUUGCCACUCAUGCUCUGUGUGUGACCCAUCUCGGUAGUGUUGUUCGACGUGAGCUGUACAGUUUAAAAGUGCUUUACAGAUGUGAAGCCCCAUUUCUGAGCUCUGCUACAAAUGCCUUGUUCGAUAUGCUCUUUGUCUUAAAAAAAAAAAAAAAAACGGAAGGUGGAGGGGAAAAAAGAAGUCAAUGUGGUAUUUGAGAAGCUCUCCUCGCCACAUUGACCCCUCUUGGAUUUCUAAACAUAUUAUCUUGACUUUUUUUUUUAUAUAGUGUGUACACAGAUGAAUGAGAGUUCAUAGGAACUAGAGGACUGAAACAUGUUAACUUUUAACAUAGCUGGAGUAGAAAAUGGCGUGAAUAAAGAAUGUUUCACUACA
Messenger RNA from Hippocampus zosterae (dwarf seahorse), 6196 nucleotides. It is a transcript of the gene tgfbr1b, whose product is annotated as transforming growth factor, beta receptor 1 b. Gene Ontology annotation, biological process: cellular response to growth factor stimulus; nervous system development; transforming growth factor beta receptor signaling pathway. The transcript is spliced from 9 exons. Gene Ontology annotation, molecular function: ATP binding; activin binding; transforming growth factor beta receptor activity, type I. Gene Ontology annotation, cellular component: plasma membrane; activin receptor complex. Lineage: Eukaryota; Metazoa; Chordata; Actinopteri; Syngnathiformes; Syngnathidae. The record is from RefSeq and is a predicted model, not a curated record. Bases 76 to 1602 code for a protein of 508 amino acids.